GCUUCCACUUCCCAAAUCCCAACAACGCCUCGGAGCAAACGGCCGGGAUGGCUAGGGUGGCGGCGAUCUUGGUCUCGUGUGUGCUGCUCCUGGCCGCCACGACGUCCUGCCACGGGCUCAAGUACGGCUACUACAACCGGCGGUGCCCCCCGGCGGAGUUCAUCGUCCGGAACGUCGUCGGCAGGGCCAUCCGCCGGAACCCCGGCGUCGGCGCCGGCCUCAUCCGCCUCGCCUUCCACGACUGCUUCGUCCAGGGCUGCGACGCGUCCGUGCUGCUCGACCCGACGCCGGCGAACCCGCGGCCGGAGAAGCUGGGCCCGCCCAACUUCCCCAGCCUGCGCGGCUUCGAUGUGAUCGACGCGGCCAAGGCGGCGCUCGAGCGCGUCUGUUCCGGCAAGGUCUCCUGCGCCGACGUCGUCCAGUUCGCCGGCCGCGACGCCGCCUUCUUCCUCAGCGGCUACAAGGUCAACUACGGGCUCCCGGGGGGCCGCCUCGACGGCCGCGUGUCGCUCGAGAACGAGACGCUCGCCUUCCUGCCGCCGCCGUCCUUCAACCUCUCCGAGCUCGUCGGCAGCUUCCGGGCCAAGGGCCUCAACGUCGACGACCUCGUCGUGCUCUCCGGCGCCCACACCAUCGGGCGCUCCCACUGCUCGUCCUUCUCCGACCGCAUCGGCACGCCGCCGUCCGACAUGGACGCCGGCCUCGCCGCCGUCCUCAGGAGGCAGUGCCCGGCGAACCCCAAUUUCAACAACGACCCCACGGUGGUGCAGGACAUUGUCACCCCCAACAGGCUGGAUAACCAGUACUACAAGAACGUGCUGCGGCGGAAGGUGCUCUUCAACUCCGACGCGGCCCUGCUCACGUCCGGGGAGACGGCGAGGAAGGUGGUCGAGAACGCGGCCGUCCGCGGGAGGUGGGAGAGGAAGUUCGCCAGGGCGAUGGUGAAGAUGGCCGCCAUUGAGGUCAAGACCGCCGCCAACGGCGGCGAGGUCAGGAGGAACUGCCGCGUCGUCAACUAGGACGACGACACAAAUGGACGACCGCGCGGCAGCGGCGGCGACGACAUCCUAUUACAUUAUUGCCACCUGCACGUACUUGCAGUGACCAUUCGUGCUGCAGAAUAAUCCUUCUGUUUUGAUUCAUUUGUCCAUUGGAAAGCACCGCUGUAUCACUAUUUUGAUUCUAAUAAUGGGAUUGGCACUCGAUUGAUUUUGUUA
Panicum virgatum (switchgrass) is the source of this 1217-nucleotide messenger RNA. RefSeq names its product peroxidase 2-like. The record is from RefSeq and is a predicted model, not a curated record. Gene Ontology annotation, molecular function: heme binding; peroxidase activity. Gene Ontology annotation, cellular component: plant-type cell wall; plasmodesma. Bases 48 to 1019 code for a protein of 323 amino acids. The transcript has a single exon. Gene Ontology annotation, biological process: response to oxidative stress; hydrogen peroxide catabolic process. Lineage: Eukaryota; Viridiplantae; Streptophyta; Magnoliopsida; Poales; Poaceae.